UCAGAAGAAAUAACUAGGCUACUAACUUUUUAUUAUAUAUUCAUAUUAUACGUUAUGUUAAGUAUGUUGUGUCGCUAGGCAGUCAUGUUAUUGUUUAGUUUCUGUUUCAUAGUACUAGUUUCUCUUAGAAUUAUAUGUAUACCACGAUUGAAUCAAGGCCUACUGUAAGCAGAACACAUUUGAGUUACUACACGCCAGCACCCAUGGCCCCCAAGGCUGAGGCAAAGCCCAAAUGCAAGAUUUCAGCCUCCCGGAAGCUAUCAUUGAAGAUUCUCUUGCUCACUCGUGCCACGGAGGAACUGGAGGCAGAAAAGGCUGCAAGAGAGGAAGAGAAGGUUCGCUACCUGGGAGAGAAGCUUCCACCGCUGCAGCUCACUGGUUUAAACAUAGAAGAAAUGCAGAAAUUGUGUAAGAAGAUUCAUGCCAUGAUUGAUGGGGUGGAUGAGGAGCGGUACGACUGUGAGGCCAAAGUCAUGAAGAACAACAGAGAUAUCCAUGAGUUGAAACUAAAAGUGCAGGACCUCGGAGGGAAGUUCAAGAAGCCGGCCCUGAGGAAGGUAAGAGUGUCAGCAGAUGAGAUGCUGAAGGCUCUGUUUGGAUCCAGAAACAAGGGCUCCAUGGACCUGAGGGCAAAUCUCAAAUCUGUGAAGAAAGAGGACAUCAAACAAGAGAAGGAGCUGACCAUGGACGUGGGUGACUGGCGUAAGAACGUUGAGGCUAUGUCUGGAAUGGAAGGCAGGAAGAAGAUGUUUGAUGCUGCUGGUGGCGUUCAAUAAAAAAGCUCCUCCAAUAACAUCGCGUGACGUUAGGGAGUGAUACUGAAACUGAAGAAUACAUAAAAUGAUAGAUAAAAAAAAUAAAUAAUACAA
Messenger RNA from Thunnus maccoyii (southern bluefin tuna), 869 nucleotides. RefSeq names its product troponin I, skeletal, slow c (gene tnni1c). Lineage: Eukaryota; Metazoa; Chordata; Actinopteri; Scombriformes; Scombridae. Gene Ontology annotation, biological process: muscle contraction. The record is from RefSeq and is a predicted model, not a curated record. Gene Ontology annotation, cellular component: troponin complex. The transcript has 8 exons. Bases 135 to 776 code for a protein of 213 amino acids.